Penicillium griseofulvum is the source of this 1527-nucleotide messenger RNA. It is a transcript of the gene hapX, whose product is annotated as bZIP transcription factor HapX. Gene Ontology annotation, molecular function: transcription cis-regulatory region binding; DNA-binding transcription activator activity, RNA polymerase II-specific. Bases 1 to 1527 code for a protein of 508 amino acids. The record is from RefSeq and is a predicted model, not a curated record. Gene Ontology annotation, cellular component: RNA polymerase II transcription regulator complex; nucleus. Lineage: Eukaryota; Fungi; Ascomycota; Eurotiomycetes; Eurotiales; Aspergillaceae. The transcript has a single exon.
AUGGCCAGUGGGGUGUCCAUGACACCUGCUCCAGCUGGAGUUCCUGCAUUGGCCCUCGCACCAGCGCCCAUGCUGGCCGCCAGGCCCUCUGUAGCACCAUCUCCAGGGCCGGGUACCCCCGGCUCCAUCACCUCGAAAGAAUGGGUUAUCCCACCACGCCCCAAGCCUGGUCGCAAGCCAGCUACGGACACACCACCAACCAAACGCAAAGCACAGAACCGAGCAGCUCAAAGAGCGUUCCGUGAACGCCGGGCCGCCCGAGUUAGUGAAUUGGAAGAACAAAUGAAGGAAAUGGAAGACAGCCACGAUAUCCAGGUCGCCUCGCUCCAGCAGCAAAUUGACAACCUCUCCGGUGAAGUUGAUCAGUGCCGCGAGGAAAUGGGUUGGUGGCGCGACCGAUGUCACGCCUUGGAGAAAGAAGUAUCGAUCGAGCGUAGCGCAAAGGAAGCCAUUGUCAAGGAAUUCCGGUCAUCAUUUGCUGGCCCUAAUGUCAGCAAGCCCGCGCCCAUUCCUGACUCUGUGCCCUUACCACCUCGCAAGACUAGGAGCUCCCGAAUGGAGGAUGUUCAGCCAACUAGUACCGAACGCAAUAAGGAAGAUGCACAGACUAACGUAUCUUUGGGGUGCAAUAACUGCUCCAACGCCCACUGCCAGUGCAUCGAAGAUGCAUUCGGUAUGCCAAUGGAUACUCACGAGUCAUCUCGUUCUAGGCACCCACCUCAUGGCGUGGGCAGCCCGGCACGCGAUCAUAGGGAUCCUCACAUCAAGCCUGAUCCAGAAGAGAUGGAAAUCGACUUCACCGCUCAGUUCUCUAGCGUCCCAACCCAGUCUCACGACAAUGAUGUUUCCUCGCCGCCCGUUGAUCCCUGCGGGUUCUGCCAGGAUGGUACUCCCUGUAUCUGCGCCGAGAUGGCUGCGCAGGAACAGCAGCGUGUACGCAACGCGAACACAUUUGAGACCAACCGUCUCGCACCAAUCCAAUCCAUCUCCCAGUUCACCCCGCCUCCAUCCGAGGGAGACGUCCGUUCAGAGGUGGUCCUCCCACCCAUCAGCCAAGCAACCAACCCCUGUGCCAAUGGGCCAGGCACCUGCGCCCAGUGUCUUGCCGACCCCCGAAGCACUCUUUUUUGCAAGACGUUGGCAGCCUCCCGGUCAGCGAGCGGAACUCCAUCGGGAGGCUGCUGCGGAGGUGGAGGAAAGGACGGCGGAUGCUGCAUGUCAAAAGAUGCCCCCGCCACCGCGUCCAAACCGCGUAUCAACGCCGCCCUGCCUUCGCAACCUACCGCACCCAAGCCCGCUCCGCCCUCCGAGCUAACGCUCAGCUGUGCCGACGCGUUCACCACCCUGUCCCGUCACCCGAACUUCUCCCGCGCCAGCGACGAUAUCUCAGCCUGGCUACCAAAACUCCACACCCUUCCCAAUCCCCGCGACCUCGCUCCCCCAGACAGCCGCGCUGCCAUGGAAGUCGAGGCCGCAAGCGUCAUGGGAGUGCUGCGGUACUUUGACCGUCGCUUCGCUGAAAAAUAA